Molecule: messenger RNA, 981 nt
Organism: Exaiptasia diaphana
Lineage: Eukaryota; Metazoa; Cnidaria; Anthozoa; Actiniaria; Aiptasiidae
Product: phenylalanine--tRNA ligase alpha subunit-like
Exons: 9
Biological process (GO): tRNA aminoacylation
Molecular function (GO): aminoacyl-tRNA ligase activity; tRNA binding; ATP binding
Source: RefSeq, a predicted model, not a curated record
AUAGAAAGGGACAGGGAUUGUUCAAGGCUGYUCAACAUGGGAUCUAUAGACUUUGAGAAGUUGAUUCUUGAAGAAAUUGCGAACUCUGGUCAUCUAAAUACUUAUGAAUUUGCCAAGGAUCUGCAACAGGAUCAUCAGCUUAUUGUAGGCGCUAUAAAAAGCAUACAAUCUGUUGGCGAGAUUAUUAAUACUGAGCAAUGCCAACAAGAAAAUCUAGUUUUGACUGAAGAAGGGGUUCUAAUCGCUGACAAGGGAAGUCAUGAGGCUUUGCUGUACAAUGAUAUCCCUUCAGAAGGCAUAAAACAAGCAGAUAUAAAGAACCUUGGACCUAAUGCAUCUAUUGGAUUUAGUAAAGCAAUGUCUUCUGGUUGGCUAAGAAUUGAUAAAAGUGCUGAAGGAGGACCAAGAGUUUACAAAAAGGUUGAGUCAAUCGAAGACAGUGUACAGCAGUCACUGAUCAAAAUAUUAAAUAAUGAGUAUAAGGAAAUGGCUGAUGCAAAGAUAAAAGAACUCAAGAAAAGAAAGCUUGUUGCAACUCAAAUAAUCAAAAGCUUCACUGUUACAAAAGGAAAAGACUUCAGUUUAUCAGUGAAAAGACUUGAGGCUGAUCUAACUGCUGACCUGUUGCUAAGUGGUUUGUGGGAGGAGUUGACUUUCAAGCCAUAUAACUUUGAUGCUUUGGGUGCAAGUCUGCCAUCUGGUCAUCUCCACCCACUGAUGAAAGUCAGAUCACAGUUUAGGCAGAUCUUCUUAGAAAUGGGGUUCACAGAAAUGCCUACYAACAACUUUGUAGAGAGUUCUUUCUGGAAUUUUGACACUUUGUUUCAACCACAACAACAUCCAGCAAGGGACGCACAUGACACUUUCUUCUUAUCAGAUCCAGCAGUUUCAAAAUUAGAAGAAAUGCCACAGUCUUACAUUGAAGCUGUCAAGAGAACUCAUGAACAUGGUGGAUAUGGAUCACAAGGAUACCAAUAUGAC